This is a messenger RNA of Onthophagus taurus, 4580 nucleotides long. RefSeq lists its product as uncharacterized. The record is from RefSeq and is a predicted model, not a curated record. NCBI's taxonomy places the organism in Eukaryota, Metazoa, Arthropoda, Insecta, Coleoptera, Scarabaeidae. Gene Ontology annotation, cellular component: nucleus.
UAGUAGAUGGCAUUGAAUUGUUAUGUCGACUCGAAAAUGGCUAAAAUGGCGGCUAAAGUUUGUUAAUCCGAGAGACAGAUUUGCAAAAACGAUGGAUUUUCGCGGUUUCCCGUUCGAAAUACACGCGAAAUAAGAAUUGAAUCGAUACUUGACGAGAAAUAUACUUUUACUGUGUCGUUAAAACUUAAAACCUCACAUUACUCAAACAGUUGCCAUUGAUAGGUUUUUUGUUCAAAGUUAUUGUGUUAUGAAGACAUAUUUGGCAAAUUUCAAUUGGAAAUGGACAAAAUUUUCAUGUUACCAUCCUAGAAGAUAAGGUGGACCGAAAACAACACUUAAAAUAAACUGAAAAGUGAUCAAAAAAUGUACUUUUUACUCAAUGUGUUUGUUACUGGAGCUUUGUAUUGAAACCAAGUUUUUAAGGAUUUUUGGUAAAAAUUUUUUUAGAUAUGAGUGAUGAAAAUAUUUGUGAGGUUUAAUACAAAAUCAAGCAAAAAUUCAGGGAUGUAAAACUUAAAGCUUAAAAAGUUUAAAAAUUGUAUAAUAAGAUGUCAAAGCUGCAUGGCGUCUUGGUUGAUGUUCCAUAACACUAUACCAUAGAUAUGGAUCCAGUGGGACCAUGGUCUACAUACCCAUACAACCGGUUGGCGGCGGUUCAAGCCCCGACCACAACUGGUGAUCUUCACCAUUUACCAGCGGGUUCAACCGCACCUACCUCUACAACAUCAGCAACUCAAAUACUUCCCGCGGGUUUUCUUUCGCCUCCUCCGGUUGGCUACGAAGUCUUCAGCCCACUCUUUCACCCUGGUGGAGCUGCAAAACCUCCCUCACACUACGUUAAUCAACAUCGACAAGCGUUAGCUCAAUCGCAAUCGACAGCUAACGUUGCGAAUCCCAAGCAAAAUUCUGAUGGGGAGUAUCAUCAAGGAUUUUUUGAUCAAAAUGCUGCAGCUUGGCAACAAAGCGGACCGUUUGGGAUAUUACCGCAUGAAACGGGUGGUGCAAAAACGGGCGGAGGUUAUGAGAAUUUUAACGCGCAUUUUGUUCCGCAACAUGUGAAUAAGUGCGGACCGCGUCCGAGAAGCCCCAGUGCUGUGAAUCUACCACAAACUUGUAUUGUUACAUCACCAUCGGUAAGAAAUACUACGGUAAAUCGUGUAACCGUUGAGAAAAGUUCAGUCCAAUCUCAAAUUCAAACGAAAGCCCAAACGAAGAUUUAUCCCGAAUUGGGAUCGGGCGAUCGUAGUCGCAAUGAGCCUCAAGAACAGAAUCAAUCUUCUCCUAAUAAUUGGGCUGGCAAUAAAAGAAAUUUUGGUACUUAUCGCCAUUAUGGAAAUGAAAAUGGUGCGGAUACGAAUCGAAAACCGAGUCCGUUACAUUCUCAACCAUCUCCAAUGAGUCAUUCUCAUUCACCUAGCUCUGGAUAUCCACUUUACAACAGUCCAUUAAGUAGUAUUUCAUCACCUCAACAGUCAAAUCAAGUUACACCACCUUUGGAUGCUUCCGUUUCAAGAACUAAUCAUCAACAAACUGGUCCGUCUAGCUCACAAAGUGGAAAUAUUGUUUAUUCUUCGGUUAUUACGAAAAACAACGAACGAUUUCAAGGGAACAAUCAAAACUGUUGGGACGAAAGAAGAAAAUUUCCGCCUCAAGCGAAUUACGCAAAUAUGGAAAUACCUAAUUUGCAAAAUAGAAAUCUUUUGAAUAUGGAUAGGCAACAAUAUUAUGAUUCAUCGAGUAAUAAUCAAGUUACGAUGACUGAUUUAUCGAGUUGUCGAGGUGAUCCAAUGAGUAUUGUUAAAAAUCUUCAACAAAAUUGUAUCGCAUCAUCUGAUAUCAAACAAGAAGAUAAACAUCACAACAAUCGUAGAAGAAAAAGCGGCGAUAAUAAACCGGAAUCAAGUUCAUCGUCAAUGGAAAAUUAUUAUCCUAACCCAAUUCCACCUCCAGCUCACACGUCAGGGAGUAAUCAACAACAAAACGGGACUUACUUCGAAUUCGAACGAUGGAACCAACCAAAAUUAUUUGCUUCUCAACCGAUUCAUCAACACCAACAUCAAGGAAUAAUGGUUCAUGGACCACCUCCUCCUAUUCCUUAUUUUCCCACUUUUCAUUUACCACAUCAUCAUACAAAUGAAUAUCCAUCUUCCGUAGAUUCUAUAACAAACUAUGGUGAACAAUCUCAUCUGAAUACUAAUUCUAAUAAUAAUGGAAAUGGUUCGUUUACACAGCAACAGCAACAACAGCAAGAGGAUCAAUCGAAGGUUAUUGUUCCUAAUAUCGAGGAAGAAUUAAAUUUUUUAUCUGAAGUCGAACUGACUUCAGAUAGAAAUAACUACGGAAUGAAAGCUUCAGAACCAAAAUCACAUACUGCUGGUUUUAUGAAUAGUUAUUUAAAAUUUUUGCAAGGUGAAAAAGAAAGUUCACCUCCUCCAACAUCAAGAAAUAAUCGAAAACAAUCAUCAUGGCGAAAAUUAACGAAUAUUAACGAACUCCCAAAAGAUACUAACGGAAUAAUUACACCUAUUCAAAGUAACCAUAAUAUACAAAACAUUCAAAAUAUACAUUUAUCUCAACAUCAACAAAUGCCCAACCAAUAUUAUCCAAGACCAAUAUCCCAAGGUGAUCCACAAGAUGAUCCUCGUUAUUUUCCAUUACCAAAAGAAAGAAAUAAAAAUACUUUUGACAGUUCUGAUGAUGGUUUUAGUUCUGAAGAUGAUUACUUUAAUCGGAAAUUAGCAACUUCAUUCAAACAAGAACCGAUUAAAGAUCGACCGAGAAAAGGAAGACCGCCGAAAGUUGGUGGUCCGGCUGAUAAAAAGAAAAAUAAAGAGUAUAAAGAUAGAACGAAAAUUAAAGAGAAUAGAGAGUUGAAAAUAAAACCUACAGUGACUCCGCGAAGAGAAACGUGUAAACGAGCUGCUAAAGAUAAGUGUACAAUUAAACAAUUAAUAGCGAGAGAUGAUGAGUUUGAUGAGCCUGGAGACUUUGCCGAUUCUGAUUCUGAUCCAGCUUGGACGCCGAUGGCUAAAGAAGAUGUUGACGAUGAUGUACCCGUUAAAAAGAAACGAGGUCGUAAAAAAGGUUUCAAAUUAGUUGUUCCACAAGCUCAAAGUACGGAAGAUGACUUGAACGCGCGGCGGAAACGGAAAGAACAAAGAUCAGAUCACAUCCUAUCAGGAACGAAAUCGCCGAGCGAAGAAGAUGGAUUUUUUAAGUUUAACAAGUUGAAGGAAAAAUGUCAGAUUGGUGAAUUUGUGGUUAUUCAAAAUGAAUUGAUUCAAGAGUGGCCAGCUAUUUGGAGAGUUGAUGGAAAAACUUUGUUGCAAAAAUAUGAACCUUUUGAACAGAAUGGAUAUACAUUAUAUAGAAAUAUUUCAACUUAUACCUCUUGGACUCCGGAAAGUAAAAAACAAUACAUAACAGUACCAGUUCGUUAUAAAUCUCAAGGACAAAUGGAAACAAUUGUAGAAUUUCUUCGAAGGGAAAUGACCUUUGUUGACGAAAACUUUGUUUCGACGGUUCUGAAGGAAAAUGAAGUUUAUCAAGAUAAUUUUGAGGUUUACAUCCAAACUUUAAUUUCUCAGGCACUGGAUAGUAACUUUUUGACAGAAAUUUUCCAAGAAAAAGACGAUUACUUUUUAUCAAAUGUGCAAACAAUCGAUGAUAUAACCAAUAAAAAAACCGAAAAGUUAACUUCUCUACUAAAUUGGUCCAAGCCAACAGAAGUUUCAGUUUGCACGUGGCCAUGUUAUAAUGUGAUAAAAGAGUUGGGAGUAGCGGAUUCUCAAUCGAAAAAUUGCGCAGGAUGUGGUUUUUUGGGGGUUUCUGUGAGGGUUUUGUUGUAUGGACAACCAUACAACUCAACCACACUUGAAGGAUGCCAACCAAAUCCACAAGCUGUAAAUGAAAAGGAUUUUUUAAUGUGUAGAAUAUGCGCAAACAGGGUUCAACUUUUAAAUAAGAUAACUCAUCAAAAGUAUCUUAUGUAUAUAGAAUGUGCUAAAAGAGUUGCUGAUAAACGUAUUUCUGAUCCACAAAAAGAUACUACUUGUAUACUUAAUGAAUUGUUGGCUGAUGAAGCAUGGUUAAACCAAUUGUUUUUUGAAGUUAGAACUGCUUGGUGUGAAGUUGAAAGUUUGGAGCACAAUCAUCGAACGCGCAUAAGUCCUAGAAUCACAGAAUGAUGGUUGCCAUUUGAAUAAAGAAAAAUUUAUUUAUAAAAAAAAAAUAAUAAGAAUCAAAAAUGACGCGUUUGAUUUACGAUUAAAAUAACAAAGCUAAAAAAAUAUUUGUUGAAAAUUGUAUAGAACUUUGAAAUGUAAAAGAAAAAAAGAUUGAAAGAAUUUAUACGGAUGAAGAAGAUGAUUUUUGUGUUUUAAGAUCGAUUUUAUUGUAUUGUUUUAUUUUUAUUAUUAUCUUCAUCAAAAGCUAAUAACAGAGUUGAUGAUGCUGUUGUACAUAAUGUAUUUCUAAAAAUUCGAGGCCAUUUCGUACGCCACACAAAACCGCGUUUGUAAAACGAGCACGGGAGAAAUUAAUCCUCAGAGGUGACACAAUAAAUGUCAUUCCAAAUCGAA